This is a messenger RNA of Harmonia axyridis, 2021 nucleotides long. RefSeq names its product zinc finger protein 20-like. Gene Ontology annotation, cellular component: nucleus. Bases 138 to 1859 code for a protein of 573 amino acids. Gene Ontology annotation, biological process: regulation of transcription by RNA polymerase II. The record is from RefSeq and is a predicted model, not a curated record. The transcript has 4 exons. Lineage: Eukaryota; Metazoa; Arthropoda; Insecta; Coleoptera; Coccinellidae. Gene Ontology annotation, molecular function: DNA-binding transcription factor activity; zinc ion binding; RNA polymerase II cis-regulatory region sequence-specific DNA binding.
UACUCUGUUAUCUGUGCUACUCUGUUAUCUGUGUAAAUAAACAAUUGUUCCAUUUGCAGUAUUUCCACAACAAAUCGUAUAAAAAGGAUAAAACUAAAUAGUAAUUGUAAUGUACUAAGUUCAAAUUCAUUUUGAAAAUGAUGAGAAAUGAGACUACGAAAAUCUUAAUACCUAACGAUAAAAAUUCUAUAUGUAGAAUUUGUCUGCAGGUAUCUAAUGAUCUUAUAAAUGUCAACAAUUAUUCACCAAUUGAAUGGCCAAACGCAGGAAGACUAACAAUUGCAGAGGUUUUCAAGAAGUUAUCACUAAAGGUUGAUUAUGCAGAGUAUUUACCAAAUGGAAUAUGUUGUCACUGUAUAAAAUGCCUAGAAGAAUAUUUCUUGUUUGUAGAAAAGAUUGAAAGCAAUGAAGAAUUACUACGAUUAAUUUAUUCUGAAGAUGUUACUAAUACUUCAGAGGAUGAAGGUGAAGUUAAACUAUCAUCUAAAAGUUAUAAUGAAUCCUACAAAUCACACAACAAUGAAAAUAGUCUGUCGAAUAUAAUAGCAUUUGAGCAUGACUAUGUGAACACUAUUGAACAGCUUGCCGAUGUUGAAAAAUGUGUAGAGAGCAAAGAUGAAAAUAAAGAAGAUGCAAAUUUGAAUUUGGCUUCAAAGGGUGAUAGGGUAGAGUUAUUGGUAAAAAAACCUAGAACAUCUACUCAAAAAUAUGAAGUACCUUCUGAAAAUUCAUCAGAAACUGAUUCCAUCAGAUCUAUCUAUCUAGAUAUAAAUUUGGAAAAGAACAAGGAACAUCAGGAUUCCAAUAGUAAUGAUGACGUGAAUGUUAAAUUGGUAAAGUAUAAAUCGCAGAAGCAGAUGAGAGACCAAGAAGAUGAACCGACCUGUAUCAAGCAAUGUUUUUUUUGUGAUAGAAAAUUUAGUAAUGAUGAUCUACGGGUUUUACAUUACAUAGAUCAUGUAGCGGAGGCAACAGCAGGAUUGGUACCGCAAAGAUUAUUUUGCACCCAUUGUGGUCUCCUGAGUAUUACACAAGAAGAAUUAAAUGAGCAUAUCAAUUCCGAACACCAGAAUAAAGAAGAAUCAAGUUGCCAGAACUGUAAUAUAAGGUUUUCAAAUGUAGCAGAAUUGCAAAUUCAUUUGGAAAAAAAUCAUAUUGAGGACUUUGAAGAAGAAAUUGAUGGAGAUAUCAAAUGUUUAUUAUGCAAAAAGUGCUUCGCAAAUAGUAAUGAAAUGAUGAUACAUUCUCUUGAGCAUUUAAGAAGAAGGUACCGCUGUAGGAAAUGUAAAACAAGUUACAUAUGUAGUGCAGCACUGAAUGAACACCAUAAGACAGAUCCACAGUACAAUUAUAAGUGCCCAAUUUGUAAAAUGUGGAUUUGUAGUGGGGAAAAUAGUUUUGAAGAGCAUAUGGAAACUCACUCUACCACAAAAAAAUAUGAAUGCCAACUUUGCCCAAAAAAAUAUAAGACUAAAUUCCACUUUCAUCAGCACUUGAGAAGUCAUAAUGGGACUGUUCAUACUUGUCCCGAUUGUUCCUAUACAACAAGAUUUCUGUCAGAUUUCAAUAUACAUUUAAGGGUGCAUUCUAAUGAACACCCAUUUAAAUGCACUUUUAAAGAUUGUGGAAAAACAUUUGGACAGAAUAGUUCACUCAAAAAGCAUGAGAAUGACCAUUUUAAAAUACGAAAAUUUUCAUGUGAAUUAUGUAGUUACAAAACGUCAAGGUUUACUGAUUUAUCUAGACACCAGAAAGUACAUAGAGCGAGUAGGCUAUUUGAUUGUAAAAUUUGUGGAAGAUUUUUUGUUAGACAACUCAGACUCACCAGACAUAUGAAAAAGAUGCAUCCAGAAUUAUAAAUCGUCAAAUGUGGUCAGACUUAGAUAUUUCAAUCUAUUUUACCAGUAUAAUCGUCAGAUGUUUUGAUUAGAGUAUAUGUUUUCAAUACGAAAAUUCAAACUUAAGUGUAACUAAAAAUGUUGCUCAAUAAACUUUCAUUUUAGAUAAAUUUAUUCCGAGAA